This is a messenger RNA of Nyctereutes procyonoides (raccoon dog), 1323 nucleotides long. It is a transcript of the gene MS4A7, whose product is annotated as membrane spanning 4-domains A7. Lineage: Eukaryota; Metazoa; Chordata; Mammalia; Carnivora; Canidae. Bases 93 to 788 code for a protein of 231 amino acids. The transcript is spliced from 7 exons. The record is from RefSeq and is a predicted model, not a curated record. Gene Ontology annotation, cellular component: trans-Golgi network; plasma membrane. Gene Ontology annotation, biological process: cell surface receptor signaling pathway.
GUAGGAAGUUCUGGCUGAGAGUUCCCCAACAGAGAGCUGGCCGACCCGCUACCACUCACAGGACUGCGCUGCAAAACAGCAUCGUCAGCACCAUGCUAUCACAGCUGAAGACCAAGGGAAUCUGUGACUCUUCUACUCCAAAUGGAAUUAUUGUCCUCAAAAGAGAGAAACCUAGACACGGCUACGAAAAAGAAGGUAAUCCACAAGACAAUCUGCAGAAAGAAGCUACAGUCCUUGGAAUUAUCCAGAUCCUGUGUUGCCUGUUGAUUUCAAGUUUGGGGGCCAUUUUGGUUUCUGGUCCCUACUCUUCCCACGUCAAGCCAACAAUUUCCACCAUUUUGAUGUCUGGGUACCCAUUUGUAGGAGCUCUAUGUUUUGCCAUUACGGGAUCCCUCUCCAUUAUUUCUGGGAAAAAGUCAACUAAACCCUUUGCCAUGAGCAGCUUGACCUCAAACGUGGUGAGUUCUCUCGCCGCUGGAGCAGGCCUCUUCCUCCUUGCUGAUCGUCUGGUAGCCCUGGGGACUGUCUCUCAACGCUGUGAUUCACAAAGGGAAUAUCUAUCCUCCCUGCCUUAUUCGAUGUACUAUUAUGAGAUAUAUGAAUUCAAGGAAUGUCUCCUGGCUAGCGUCAGUCUGACAGGGCUGCUGGUGGUGAUGCUCAUCUUCACUGUGCUGGAGCUCCUGAUGGCUGCAUAUGCUUCUACUCUUUGGUGGAAACAGGUGCACUCCAACAACCCUGGGAGUGCAUUUUCCUUGCCUCUGUCACUAGGUCAUAUCCAACAGGCCUAAAAGCUCUUCCAGGUCAUGGAUAAGAGUAACACCUUAGAAGAAAAAGGAGGAGAAAUCCAGAGCUCCUGGCAAAGUGUGAUUAGACUUUCCUGAAAUUUCAGCGACUUAGACAACAAAAUAAACUUUUAGAAAACAGCUUUUGUUUUGCACUUGCUCAAUGUAAUUUCAUUGCUCUUGAAAAUAAUCUCUCAAAAGCCUGAGUGCAUAAACUGAACAGAAAGUGAUUCAUCUACCCAUGACUAAGGAGAGAAAAUGUGCACUCCUGUGUGUGUGUGAAGAGGCCAAGUCAUGUGCCUAUGCAGGCUCCACUCCUGUAUUAUUUUCACACUCAUAGUGCUAAACAUUAGAUAUCAGGGACUGCAAGAACUUUUAAAUUAAAAGUACUUUAAAAAUAUAUGGUUCCAGGGCAGCCUGGGCGGCUCAGCUGUUUAGCACCACCUUGGGCCCAGGGGGUGAUCCCGGAGACCUGGGAUCCAGUCCCGCAUCGGGCCCCCUGCAUGGAGCCUGCUUCUUCCUCUGCCUGUGUCUCUGCCUC